UGUUAAAACAUCUGAAUUAUAAAUGUAAAUCAUGCUUGUUAUCUGAAUUGUGACUUAUUAAACUAAGGAUUGUGUGCACUGUUCUGAAAACUCAUAUUUGAUACAACUAUUCCCAGCAAAUAAAGUGUGUCUUUAUUUUUGCAAAAGAAUUACUAGGAGAAUAAAGGUUAAUAGAUGUAUGUAAUGUAGAUGGGAGUUAUGUUAUGUUUUGCAAGGUGACUAGGUACAUGGAUAUGAUCAGCCAUACAAGCUGCCUGGCAUUCUACAAGUAUUUCAUCAUCACCCCUCCCAAUCUGGGAAAAGUAUUGGAAUUCUCUCACAGACUGGGGCUCUUGUAUUGAUCCCGGAACUGGCAUCACUUUAUAACAUGUGGGAAAUAGAAGAUAAACCAGUCCCUGAAAAAGUCUGUUAAUGGAAGCCAUGUUGUGAUUUUGUCAUACCAUUUCUGGCUUCAUACUUAGAGCUGAAUGAAAUAGCCAAUUUAAUUUUGGAAUUAAAAUUAUUGAACACCAGGCAAAGUUUGGAUUUAAGAUUAAAACUGAAUUAUUGGAAGCCUUUCAUAAAUUAUUGGACUAUACAUGGUUUGAAAAUUCAAUAGAUAUCAAUUUAGCGACAUUUUAGGUCUGAACAUAUACUGGAGUCACCAGUGUGUGAUAAAACCUCAAGAAAACACACAUCUGUUAACCUGUAUACCUGUGAAUGAAUCUUGCAUACUUGACUACUCAAGCAGAGCAAGCUGGGAGGUUUUUGUGAUGUUUUUGGAUCUCUAAAUGUGUCUGACCUCCUGACCUUGAUUUUAGUAUUGUUCAUUGAUUAAAGGGUCAGUAGUGUUUACUAUCAGUGUUAAUAAACAAAAAAAUAUUUCAUUUAUUCUAUGGUAUACAAUGUUAAAGUUAAGUUAAGAACGAUUAUCUAUAAAUAGUGAAUUGUAAAAUACAUAACGUGCUGUUUUCAAGUUGCCUAUCCCCAAAAAACAAAGGGAUAUUUUGAAAUAAUGACAGUUAUCAGGACAGUUUUGUUUAUAUUCAGUGUUUGAGUGACAUUGCAAGUCAACUAGUAAAGUUGGAAUACGGAACAUAUAGUGAUUUAAAGAUAUUAAAAUAGCGUUAUAUUAAGUGACUCAUAGACGUACAAUACACCUAACAUACCUGUAUGUUUUAAAUAAGCCAGAUUGUGUUCGAAAGGGACAUUAUUAACGGGUAUUGUGAUCAUUCUUGUUUUUACCUCGUACAUUUAACUGUUAACCUGUGUUAAAAAGUUUAUUUCAUUAUUUUCUUAAUUGUUUCAUUCACAUUACAAAGCAACUCAAUUCAGCUCAAAGGACAUUUGCCUGAAUUUAUAUAGACUAAGGUAAAAGGAUUCGUAUCUCACUUAAAGUGAAAGUAACACAUUUAUAAAAAAAUGUCGGGAGGAGUUAAAGUUGCUAAUCCACAAUUAAAUCGGGCCUUCAGCGAAGAUGCUGGGCGGGAGGUAGCAAAACGCCAAAGGCCGAAGUUGAAGCGAUCGCUUAGUGCCAAUGUGCGGCUAAGUUUUGAGGAAAAGCGGAGAAAGAUUGAGAACAUUGUCCGUCCAUUCAUCCUUAGUGACGAUGACUACCACAAGAUCAUGGACAAAAUGCUGGACAACUUCAACAAAGGGCUCGGCAAAGAGACCCACCCUAAGGCCCGCGUCAAGAUGUUCCAGACAUACGUGAAACAUGUCCCCGACGGCACAGAGAAAGGUGACUUUCUUGCCCUUGAUCUUGGUGGCACAAACUUCCGCGUGUUGCUCGUCUCACUGGACGGGAAGGAAGUGAAGAUGGAGAGUAAAAUAUUCCUGAUACCCCAAAACAUCAUGCUGGGCUCCGGAACUCAGUUGUUCGACCACAUCGCUGAGUGCAUCUUCAAGUUCAUGAAGGACCACAAUCUCAUUGACAAGGUGUUGCCUUUGGGGUUCACUUUCAGUUUCCCGUGCAGACAAGCCGGGCUCGAUAAAGCCAUUCUCACGAGCUGGACGAAGGGCUUCAAGUGCGAGGGGGUAGAAGGGAACGAUAUCGUUCAGCUUCUGCAUGAGGCGAUUGAAAGGAGAGGGGACAUCAAGGUGAACUGCAUGGCUGUGAUCAAUGAUACGGUGGGAGCGCUCAUGUCCUGUGCCCACAGUGAUAAUCUUUGUGCAAUAGGUCUUAUCCUCGGAACGGGGACAAAUGCGUGUUACAUCGAGCGGCUGGAGAAUGUGGGACUCUGGGACGGAGAUUGGGAUGAGCCGCAACAGGUGAUCAUUAACACCGAGUGGGGAGCAUUUGGAGAUGACGGGGCCCUCAACUUCAUCAUGACAGAGUACGACCAGAAAGUUGACAAACGCUCGAUAAACCCUGGAAAACAAGUGUAUGAGAAGAUGAUCUCUGGUAUGUACAUGGGCGAGAUUGUUCGACUUGUGCUUGUGAAGCUCGUGAAACACGGCCUGUUGUUCGGUGGACGAGGGUCAGAGGAGCUUAAACAGAUGGGACGAUUCUACACGAAAUACGUUUCUGAAAUAGAGAGUGAUGUGGAUGACCACUUCAAGAACACAAAGCAAGUGUUCGAGGAAUUGGAGAUUCCCAAUCACACAGAAGAGGAUUGUCGUAUCGUUCAACAUGUGUGCUGUCUCAUCUCUACAAGAGCCGCAUAUCUUGCCUCAGCUGGAAUCGCAUGUCUGUUGAACAAGAUGGGUCGCCCAGAUGUGGCUGUAGCAGUGGACGGUUCCCUGUACCGGUUCCAUCCUCACUUCCACGACCUGAUGAUGGAGAGAAUACAGCAGCUGGUUAAUCCAGGCAUCACGUUCCGUCUGAUGUUGUCACAUGACGGCAGUGGGAAAGGUGCUGCAUUGGUGGCCGCCGUUGCACACAGAGUUGCAGAGGAGAAACAAAACAAACAACAAGAACUCGCCAACGGAAUGCACAACCUUGCCGUCGACACGUAGAACACAACAUUUCGAUUUUGAGAUACUUGAUAUCAAGUCAAUUCCAGAGCAGAUGUAAACUUCUCUCAAUAUAUGAAGAAUCAUACAGCUAACAAGCCCGCAGAAUGUUGAUAGCCAUAUUUGACACUUUGUAAAUACAGAAAUAUCGAUCAAAUCAACGAGAUAUCUACAUGUGGACAACAGCUGGCUGUGUUUUUCCUUCAAGAAAUCAUGAUGAAAGCUCCUGAGCUUUACAGCAUAUAUAACUAUCCUUCCUUAAUUAGCCUUGCUGCUUUUCAAGAAUUGAUUAGAUAGACAAAACAUUAUAUACAAAAGCAAAACAAAGCUAGGAUUUUGUGAGAUAGUGCAAAUGGUAAACAUUUCAUAGCCAGAGCCAUUUCCCAAUGAUCUUUAUAUAGUUUUUGCUUGUUUAUUGUAGAUAUAGGAUGAUUUUACUUAAAGUAGCAGCCAUUUUUUGUCACAAAUGAUUGCUUCACUUUUCACCUUACAGUGCAUCAAAACUUUUGAAUCUCAAACUGAAGUUUUUAGUUGAUGAGAGCUGUGUGAUAUAAAUGUUUCAACGAAGAGGUAUUGGCUCGAGCCCCAUAAGGGUGAGACCUUUCUUGUAAUAUACCGGUAGGUGUCUCACCCAGGAGGUCAUGGUUUGAGUAUCACCUAAGAGGCACAUUUUCUUACCGUUUUUUAUCCAGGUAACAGAUUUGAGAGUGAUUAAUAUCUGAACUUACAGCUGACAUUUAAAUGGAGCUCAAAAAAAUUAUUAUGAAUUGUUGAUUUUGCAUUGCUUUAUGUUCAACAAAAAAAGGCAAUACCAAUUCUACAAUAACUAUAGAACGAAGAAUAGAAAAUGAUUGUUUGAUGGUAUGAAUUAUAAAGGUAGUCAUGGAGUAAUUGACUUGUUACUUAGAUCAUUACCAAGGGCCUCUUUCAGUAAAGAUCUUGGUCGUGAAGAGAAAUUGUCUCGGGGGACGUAUUUUUGUGAUUUUUUCUAAAUGUUUAAAUUGUAUGUAAAUUUAAGUUGAAAACACAGCUAAGGAAAUAAAAACAUCAUUUGUGUUGGUGCAAACUGUGACCGUCCUAGAGACAUAAGAUUGUUGACAUUUUCGACUGAGAUCCCUUAUUAAAGUGGGGCCCCAGGACUUAGUCAACCAGUGUUAUGUUAUUCCACUAUUUAUGAGUGCAUGUGUAAAAUGUUUUCCCCUAGAACUCAGUAUGAAUAUUCUACAUAUCUGUUCAAUAUUCCUAUUUGUGAUAAAUGUCUAUCUUCCAAAGAAAACUAUAUCAGUCUAUUUCAGAUACUGUACUUGCUAUGUGGACAUACUGUAGGCUGUCUAUUUCAGAUACUGUACUUGCUAUGUGGACAUACUGUAGGCUGUCUUUGCAAGGGUCAGAUACUGUACUUGCUAUGUGGACAUACUGUAGGCUGUCUUUGCAAGGGUCAGAUACUGUACUUGCUAUGUGGACAUACUGUAGGCUGUCUUUGCAAGGGCCAAAUACUUUUUCAACAACCAUUUGCAUGUUUAAAACCUAAGAUAUAAUCUUAUACCGAUAUGUUUGAUGAUAAAGUAAAAGCAUCAGGAAUUUUAAUCCUCAAACAAUUUGACAUUUUUUAAAGACCAACGUAAAAAAUGGAACUCCCAUAAAGACAUUCUACAGUAUGAAAUGUGUAUGUUUAGUUAUAUCACUUGUCAACUUUAUUAUGUUGUUGUUUAUUUAUAAAAUGGAUGUGUUGAAGCCAUAAUUGCCAUCGAUGUUAAGCAUCUGGUGAGUUUAGCACUGUGAAAAUUAUACGAUGAAUAUUUAAUUUAUAAGUAUAAAUGUUAAGUUUAUUGUAGUGAUUUUUUUCAACUGAAAACAAUAUGCGUACUGAUAGAUUAUCAACUUUGUAAGUUUAUGUAUUGUAGAUUUUUAAGAUCUAAAAGCUAUUGUAUUGCAGAAAUAAAUCUUUAUAGCCCUCGAGUGUAGAAGAAAGGAACGGGAUUUUUUUUCAUCCAGUUUUAAUAUAUUCCGUUAUGAGAUGUAAGAUUCUCCAUGUACAUAAACCGGACAUUUAGCAAACAGAUCAUUGGUGCUUUUUGUUGUUGGGUACUGGGGUGGAUGAGCUUAACAAAGAAUGAUGGAUGGAAACACUUUCUUUGUUACUAUCAUUUUGCUUUUUCCAGAGAUUUUGUUUUGUAGAUAAGUGAAAUAAAAUGUAAAUUAAACAAAAAGUUAUCUUUUUUUUCACUGUUCUGCAAUUACUGGUGUUGGUGUCUGAAAAUUCAUCAGACAGCUUGUCAACUAUAUCGCGGAAAUUGAUUGAAAAUUCAUCAGACAGCUUGUCAAAUGUAUCGCAGAAAUUGAUUUCAUUUAAAGUCUUAACAUUCUUGCUAAUAUGCGAGGGUAUUUGAAAACGUAAAAUGUCAAACAACAAAUGCAAAGGACUAGACCUAGUUUUUGGUGUGUUUUUUUAUCAUUUUAAGAAUUGUCAAACAUUAGGUGGUACUGGGAUUGCUCUUUUUAGUCUCAAAGCAGAGAUUGAAUAAAACCAAGAUCAAUCUGUUUCUCAGUCAUAGGUUAAAAUUAAAAUCCUGGGUGAAGGAUUAAAUUGUUGAUUAAAUUUCAGUGUUAAUCCCAUCUUUGUUCUGUGGAAAGGGUUUCACAUAAAUGUUGUGCGACAGGCUAAGCAAGGAAUUUUAAGCAACAUGAUUUCAGUGUAGCUAUUCUCUAACUGGAUCAUAGGAUUUCAAGCUGGAAUUUCUUACUUGUCUUGAACUGUUCGUGAAACAGAGCUUUUGCCCCAAUUUCUCGAAACUUGUAAAGCUUAAUAGGAUUAAGUAGCUUAUUUCAAUAAGUCAAAAUACAUACCGUACUUAAAAUGGAUUUUGAUUAAUGAAAAAUGGUUUAUAGCGAUUAUCAUACAGAUAAUUCCUAUCUGCAACUAAUGAAGUAAAUACUGCGCAAAUUAUUGAACGACAAAAAUAGUGAGCUUAUCUUAAUCCUUUUAUAAGGGACUUAAGGAGUUUCGAGAAAUCGGGGCCAGAUGAUUGUCCAACUCAUGUGAAAUGUUAUCAUAAUGCAAGUCUUUCAUUUUUGUUAUGUUGUUCACGGCUUUUGCGUGCACUUAUCUCUCUAGAAUGAACCUAUUACUGUAAAACCUAAUAUUUAUUGCAGUUGACAAAAUGUAUGUAACUUUUACAGUAAUGGGUUUAUGAUCUGUUUAGGGUGCUUUGCUGAUGUAUGUUAACACAGGAUAGUCUGGGUUCAGGCAUCUCUUUAUUUUAUAAAUAUAAUUUUUAUUAUAAUGAUUGAUUUUAUCUUCUGUCUCCUAUUGCAUUUUGUUGAUGUGAAGUGAAAAAUUAAAUGAACAUUUUCAAUAAUUAUCAACACAGAGUCGUUUUAAUCAGUUUUUAAAUAUUAUUGUUUGUUUAUUUGUUAAGUUGUCAAGUUGUCAUUAACAACAGCAAUUACAAACUAGUUAAACGAAACUUGUAUUCUGUUGUAUGUUAUGUUGGGGUAAGUGAAAUGCAAUUUUUAACUUUUUAAUGUGAAUUCUUUAGUCUAAACAUGGCCUUUCUCUGAUGUUUUGGGAAUCAAAUUGAUGAUGGGAACAUAAAUGAAACACUAUACUUCGUAAAAUCAUGCCUAAGUAACUUAUAAGGGUUGACCCAAAAGUCAAUGGGAUUUGACAAAUGCCAAUGGACAUCCCGACUAGUAAAGUCCGUGACAAAUUCCAAAGGACAUCCUGGUAAGUGAAUUCUUCGACAAAUUUCAAUGGACAUUCCAUGAAAUAAAUUCAGCAAAGAAGUUCAAACAAUAGGGAAUGGCCAUGUUUUUCUUAGGCAGCUGGAUAAAAGCCCUUUUUUGUGUAGCCUAUUUUGUGUAUUAUUUGUUAUUGGUGUGCGUUCUUGUGUAUGUCUGUAUUCAGUUAUUCUUUCUUCUUCUUUAUUUUUCAAAUAGGUAUUUUCUUUGGUUGAACAAAAGAUGCAGGGUACUAAAUUCCAAAACAUUGUAAAGAACUUUUAGAUGCUUUGCUAAAUCUGGAUGUAACUUAUAGUUUAUCACUUAAAAAUGUCUUGAAAAAAAACCUUGAAAUUUGUUUCACUUGAAAUGCAUGAACUAUUACCUUGACAUUUAAUCAAUAAAGGUAUGAAGCAUUUUCCUUGUUCUUUUUCUACUGAAUUGUGUGAAAAUUGAUUGUAAUCUUGUUUUCUGAGUGUGUGUCAGUGUAUGCUUAUAAAGCUGUUGUUUCUACCUUUGUUGGGUAAUUUGUUUUGUUAGAACACACAAUGGAGCUCUGUACAAUGCCAUGUUAAUUUUGUUCACUUGGAAUUAAUUAGCUUGCUGGUAUAGCAUUUAUAUGAGAGCAGACUGUAUCUGGACUGUUUAACCAUUUUUUAUGACCUUAUUGUAGUUGUUUAUUUGUGGACAUGUUCAUUACAGGUCCCUAACAAUAAACAUAAUAGGUGUUCACAAAUACAAAACUCUUUUUGGCAAUACAACAAUUAGGAAGUAUGUGUCAAUUCGGUUUUGAUACCACCCCUUUCCUAUUAAACUUUGUGUCCAAAAUGUGAAUAAUGGUAUGAGUUUGGUUAGAGUUGCCAUUAUGUACUGGUUAUAUCAAUUCUGUCUGUCAUGUGCUCUAUUGUAAGUAAAACAAUAAAUGAUAAAUCUCUA
This is a messenger RNA of Mya arenaria, 7590 nucleotides long. Its product is annotated as hexokinase-2-like. The record is from RefSeq and is a predicted model, not a curated record. Lineage: Eukaryota; Metazoa; Mollusca; Bivalvia; Myida; Myidae. Bases 1402 to 2937 code for a protein of 511 amino acids. The transcript is spliced from 11 exons. Gene Ontology annotation, cellular component: cytosol; mitochondrion. Gene Ontology annotation, biological process: intracellular glucose homeostasis; glucose 6-phosphate metabolic process; glycolytic process. Gene Ontology annotation, molecular function: ATP binding; mannokinase activity; glucokinase activity.